AUGUUUUGCACAAAACCGUCAACGUUGCUGCUUCUCCUGACCGUUUACGUUUCCUGCAACAAACUAAACAUCUCCUACCAGUGGAGAAUCCUGGAUUUCGACUUCGGGAGUCCAGAAAAGCGACAAGCGGCCAUAAACGACAAAAGUUUUAUUCCGGAAAACAACCUCCCUUUGGGAUUGGAGGUUUACAAAAACCGGAUAUUCGUAACUGUGCCCAGAUGGAAGUUCGGAGUAGCGGCUUCUUUGGCUUACAUCGAUAGGACAACAGAUCCUAUGGAAUCUCCAAUGUUGAAACCGUAUCCUAAUUGGGACGCUCACAGGCCCUUAGGAGGAGAACCUCCUGAAAUUGUUUCGCCCUUUAGGAUAAGGGCUGAUCAAUGUGGACGAUUAUGGGUACUUGAUACCGGACUAGAGGGUCUGCUGGAAGAGAAUCCAAACAUUUACAAAAAUUCGACAGUGAUGAUCUACGAUUUGCAUAAUGAUGAAUUGUUGAGGACCUACGAAAUCCCGUACGAACAAACCACCGAGGAUUCGUUUUUCGCCAAUGUGGCUGUGGAAGAUGAAGAUUGUGAGAAUUCCUUCGCCUACUUUGCCGACCUGGGCGGUCCAGGCCUAGUGGUCUACUCCUGGAAACAAAACCGCAGCUGGAAAGUGAAACACAACUAUUUCCACAUCAAACCGGUAGCCGGUGACAUGACCGUGUCCGGCAUCAAUUUCCAAUGGACCGACGGCCUGUUCGGUCUCGCUUUGAGACCGGAAAAAGACGGCUAUAGCACCCUGUUUUUCCACCCUAUGACCAGUUUCGACGAGUUUUCUAUUAGUACCAGGAUAUUACGUGACGAAGCUUUGGCAACCAGUAAAGACAGUUUUUACGAGUUUAAGUAUUUAGGCGGUCGAGGACCAAAAAGUCAAAGUGGAGCUUCAUUUCUGGAUAAAAAAACUGGAGUUUUGUUUUACGCUUUAGUGCACUUAAACGCUGUCGCUUGUUGGAGAACCACAAAUCCUGCUUAUACGAUGGAAUCGCAAGGGAGAAUCUACAUGAACAAUAUUACAAUGGUUUUUCCUAAUGAUGUUAAAGUUGAUAAUGAAGGGAAUCUUUGGGUGUUGUCGGACAGGUUGCCUCAGUUUAUGUACACCUCUUUGGAUUAUAAUGAUGUGAACUUUAGGAUUUUGUCAGCUAAAGUUUCUGAGGCCAUAAAAGGCACUGCGUGUGCUUCUAAGUUGGUCAAGGAUCCUGAUAUAAUGGAGAAAAUCGCUACGAAAUUGGGCGACAAGAAUUUGAUAAGUAAAUCAGCAAGUAGUGAGAAUAAGGUUUGCAAUUUGCUGAUUGUUGGUUUGGUUGUGGCCUUUUUGAGGUAG
Ceutorhynchus assimilis (cabbage seed weevil) is the source of this 1359-nucleotide messenger RNA. The record is from the annotation of a GenBank genome assembly. NCBI's taxonomy places the organism in Eukaryota, Metazoa, Arthropoda, Insecta, Coleoptera, Curculionidae.